UUUUCCGUUUUAGGUUAUUAUCAGAGUUUUGGGGGAGAUUCGUCUCUGUGGAAUUGUUGAAAUUAAUCUGGGAAGAGAAGAAGAAAAUGGGAAAGCAGCCGGUGAAAUUGAAGGCGGUGGUUUACGCACUUUCUCCGUUUCAGCAGAAGAUCAUGACGGGUCUCUGGAAGGAUCUACCUGAGAAGAUCCACCACAAGGUCUCUGAGAAUUGGAUCAGCGCCACUCUCCUCGUUACCCCUGUCGUUAGCACCUACUGGUAUGCUCAGUACUUCAAGGAACAGGAGAAGCUUGAGCACAGAUUCUGAAGCAUGAAGUCAGUCAAUCUCCGUUUCUACAACAACGCUAUAGUUUGAAGUCACUCCUUUUGUUUUCAAGCCGAUAAUGUUCUUUAAAAGCUUAUGUGGGGAAUCGUCUGAGUCAGUUUUUCUGAUACUCUUUUGUUAAAUAAAUGUUUUGGUUUCAUGACAAUAACUGUUGGUUGAUGUUCAUCUUUCUUUAUAUGGUAUGGAAUUGGAUUGAAUCGUAAAAACAAUCUAUUUA
Molecule: messenger RNA, 540 nt
Organism: Camelina sativa (false flax)
Lineage: Eukaryota; Viridiplantae; Streptophyta; Magnoliopsida; Brassicales; Brassicaceae
Product: cytochrome b-c1 complex subunit 8-1, mitochondrial
Biological process (GO): mitochondrial electron transport, ubiquinol to cytochrome c
Cellular component (GO): respiratory chain complex III
Source: RefSeq, a predicted model, not a curated record